UAUUUCAUUAUUUUCUUUGCAGUUUGCACGACAGCAGCAAGCAUGGAAAUUGUAGAUUUGUAGAUUUUUGAAACAAUUUUGCAAAAUAAAAACAAAACUCUUCCAAUAUUUGUGUAAUUCUGAAAUCAUGACUGCGGACAGUGAUAAAAGUGGAAGUAUUAAUCAAGAUUCAGGGCCUGAAGAAGAACAAGAGGAAACUAAAACCGAAGAAAAUGUAGAAGAAACAGUAACUUUUAAAGAUUUGGGAAUUGUAGACAUACUGUGUGAAGCAUGCACAGAAUUAAAAUGGAAAAAUCCAUCCAAGAUCCAAAAAGAAGCAAUACCUGUAGCACUCCAGGGCAAAGACAUAAUAGGACUUGCUGAGACAGGGUCAGGCAAGACUGGGGCCUUUGCCCUGCCAAUCUUACAGUCCCUGCUAGAAAACCCACAAAGAUACUUUGCACUUGUAUUGACACCUACGAGAGAAUUGGCAUUCCAAAUAUCAGAACAGUUUGAAGCACUAGGUGCCAGCAUAGGGGUAAAAUGUGCAGUGAUAGUGGGAGGCAUGGACAUGGUAGCCCAGGCCCUCGCACUGUCCAAGAAGCCCCACAUCAUCAUAGCCACCCCGGGCAGACUGGUGGACCACCUGCAGAAUACUAAGGGUUUCAAUCUGAAGGCUCUGAAGUAUCUUGUAAUGGACGAAGCAGAUCGUAUAUUGAACAUGGAUUUCGAAGUGGAAGUGGACAAGAUCCUGCGCGUGAUCCCGCGCGAGCGACGCACUUACCUAUUCUCAGCCACAAUGACCAAGAAAGUACAGAAGUUACAGAGGGCCUCCCUGCAAGACCCCGUCAAAGUUGAGGUGUCAACCAAGUAUCAGACUGUGGAGAAACUGCAGCAGUACUAUAUUUUUAUACCUGUGAAAUAUAAGGAUGUAUACUUGGUGCACAUCCUGAACGAGCUGUCGGGCAACUCGUUCAUCGUGUUCGUGUCGACGUGCGCGGGCGCGCUGCGCGCGGCGCUGCUGCUGCGCGCGCUGGGCGUGUCGGCGGUGCCGCUGCACGGCCAGAUGUCGCAGCAGCGCCGCCUCGCCGCGCUCAACAAGUUCAAGACCAAGAACAGGGCCGUGCUCAUCUGCACCGACGUCGCUUCCAGAGGUCUAGACAUCCCACAUGUGGACGUGGUAAUAAACCUGGACAUCCCACUGCACAGUAAAGACUACAUCCACCGCGUGGGCAGAACUGCGCGCGCGGGCCGCGCCGGGAAAGCCAUUACAUUCGUUACACAGUAUGAUGUGGAGUUAUACCAGCGUAUAGAGCAACUCAUCGGCAAACAACUCCCGCUCUACAAAACGGAAGAGAAUGAAGUGAUGGUACUACAGGAAAGAGUAGCCGAGGCGCAACGACUCACCAAAAUUGAAAUGAAAGAGCUAGAAGACAAGAAAGGUUCGAAAGGCAAGAAGCGCGGCGCGGAGUCGGACGACGACACGGAGGAGGCGGCCGGCGUGCGCCGACGCAUCAAGGGCAAGGGGAAGCCCCGACACGGCGGCAAGAAGAGGCGAUGAAUAAAUAAUACACUUGAUGGUAAUUAAAAUUGAUGUAAAAGACGUUGAAUAAAUUAUGAAAUUUGUAAUAUUA
Molecule: messenger RNA, 1613 nt
Organism: Maniola jurtina (meadow brown)
Lineage: Eukaryota; Metazoa; Arthropoda; Insecta; Lepidoptera; Nymphalidae
Gene: pths
Product: probable ATP-dependent RNA helicase DDX47
Exons: 8
Coding region: 128-1540 (470 amino acids)
Molecular function (GO): RNA helicase activity; nucleic acid binding; ATP binding
Source: RefSeq, a predicted model, not a curated record